AAUUCUCAUUUUGGAGUUACGAGAUGGAGAAUCGCACGUACAUUGAUAGGCUUCCUGACGAGCUUCUCAUCCGCAUUCUAUGGCAUUCCUCGAACCCGCCAUCGUCUUACAAAUCUGACAGUGACGCUUUAUGGUCCUCACUGGAUCUGCAGCCGAACUACUUCUACGCGAAUUCUUCAGCCGAGAAAGACGGCAGCCAGGAAGACAAGGCCCUGCCGACGCUGGCGUCUACUCGCUCGACGCUACGUCUCCUCGCUUCUCGUUGAAAAGGAUCGCGUCGUUUCGCUCCAAGAUCUCUCCAACUCCGUGUCUUGCUUUCCGAGCCUCACCCAUCUCCAUCUGGAAAACGACAGCGUGGAGGCGCUUGACGACGCGUUCCACGCUCACCUCGCAUCUGCGUGUCCGAAGCUGACGGUUCUUCAUGUGGGUUACAGGAUCACGCCGUUUAGCUACGACGCCAGAAAGCAUCUCCAUCCGAUUACCGAAUCUGGUCUGGACCAUUUCUUCAGGCAUUGUCAAGCCUCGUUCGCCUCUCAAGCCUUACAAGCCUCUCAGUCUCCUCCAGAACAACUGUUCACGGCUCUGCUGCUUUCGCCUUCUCGCAACUCGCUUCUCUAAAGUCGCUGGAAUUUGGGGGAUUCGGUCCCAGUUUCAACAUAUUGUUUCCUUCAGCGGCGCCUUACAAAAGCCUGGAAAAUCUGCUGAUUUCUUACUGCGACCAGCUGGAGCGGUUUCCUGAUGACUUUGGAGAGCUGCUGCCAUCUCUCCGAAACCUGACCAUCCGCGAGUGCAACAAUAUAACCCAUCUGCCCGGGAGCUUGGCUUCUCUCAGCUUUUUGGAAAGCCUGAAAAUUUCCACGUGCUUCUUGUUCGAAGACCUGCCCGGAAACCUGGGGCAGCUGCCUGCCCUGAAAACCUUGAUUCUGGAUGAUCUGCAUCUGUCGAACCUCCCUGACUCCCUCUGCAAGCUACCCUCUCUAAAGACACUUUUUUUGAUUCAUUGCUGCCAGAUUCAGCAGCUGCCAGAAGCCUUUUCCAACCUGACAUCUCUCGAAACACUCUGCGUCAUGCACUCUACGCAACUGGUGGUUCCGGAAGACAUUGGAGAGCUGACUAAUCUCCACACGCUUGCUUUGAAUGAGAGCCUCGUGCAGCCGCUUCCUUGUUCCUUCACCCGGUUGACAUCCCUGACCAGACUUGAGCUGGAUGACUGCUGGAUUGAAGUCCUUCCUGCGGAUAUUGUGAAGCUGACCAGCCUGCAAGAGCUGUACAUCCAUGACUGUCCAAUCAGGGAGCUUCCAGAGUUAGUCACUGCUCUCACCAGCCUUGAAAUUCUGUCGGUUGGUUCCUGCAGUCAGCUCUCUUCAGUGCCUAGCAGGCUGGAUGCGCUCGGGAGGCUCAAACGGUUGGAAGUGACCAAGUGCGGAGUGCUCACGCGUCGGGCUUGCACCAGCUGCGAAAGCUGGAGAUUUUCCAUGUAGAGGGGCUGCUGGAGCUUCCACCGAGUAUCACCUCGCUCCAGCAUCUAACCUGCUUGGAGAUCUGGGCUCCCAAGGCG
Closterium sp. NIES-67 is the source of this 1558-nucleotide messenger RNA. The record is from the annotation of a GenBank genome assembly. Lineage: Eukaryota; Viridiplantae; Streptophyta; Zygnematophyceae; Desmidiales; Closteriaceae.